CGGAUCAGGGCUUGUAAUGGCCUAAUGGGCUCCAACCCAUUGAUUUGCUCUAAUUGCCAAUAACCUCUCUUUCUCUGUUCGUUCUCCGUUGAAGCGCACUUGACAUUCUCCAUUACUUGUAUACCCCAUUGAAGCAGCUGCUAAGCUGCAGGAAAUUUAGUGAUUGGUUUCGUGUAAUCGGUGUUAAUCGAUUGAAAUACGAUGAAUUUCGCUGCAUCAUUUUGCAAAAGAGUUAGUCUCAGAGAAUUGGUCACAAAUGUUCCUGCUUAUGCAGGUGCAGCUGAUGCAUCUGGAACAGGCUUGGCUUUAGUGUUUAGGAGGUGGGCUACUAAGAAGACGGCUGGAUCAUCCAAAAAUGGAAGAGAUUCCAAGCCUAAAAACCUUGGAGUGAAGAAAUUUGGAGGCGAGAGAGUUAUACCUGGUAACAUCAUUGUUCGGCAGAGAGGAACCCGUUUCCAUCCUGGAAAUUAUGUUGGCAUUGGCAAGGAUCACACCCUAUAUGCCCUGAAGGAAGGAAAUAUUAAGUUCGAGACACAUAAGCUGAGUGGUCGCAAGUGGGUGCACAUUGAGCCCAAGGAUGGACACGUGCUUCAUCCUGUUUAUGGAGACAUUCAGAGUCCUCAAUUGGAGACUGCAGUUUAAAGCCUUAGAAUGCUGAGUUCAACAUUGAAGAUGGAACACAGAACGGGAGUGACAAACUUUCUCAUGUCAACUGGAAUCAAUUGAAGAAAUCAUACUUUAAUUUAUUGGCAUCAAUGUGAAAUUCUUAGACAAAUUUGGUUUUGACAAAUCUUGAACAAAAAUCCCAGAGAUCGAAAUUGAGUUAGUGUGAUUAAUCCAUACCAUGUUUAUUACGGAAUACUAAUAGUA
Chenopodium quinoa (quinoa) is the source of this 870-nucleotide messenger RNA. Its product is annotated as 50S ribosomal protein L27-like. The transcript is spliced from 5 exons. The record is from RefSeq and is a predicted model, not a curated record. Bases 202 to 642 code for a protein of 146 amino acids. Gene Ontology annotation, biological process: translation. Gene Ontology annotation, molecular function: structural constituent of ribosome. Gene Ontology annotation, cellular component: ribosome. Lineage: Eukaryota; Viridiplantae; Streptophyta; Magnoliopsida; Caryophyllales; Amaranthaceae.